UUAUUUUGACAGAAAAGACACUAUUCCCCUUUUAAUUUCUUGAAGUGCCAUAGGAGGAGAAGAGAAGCAGCAGCAGAAGAAGAAAGGAGGAGUGGGAUUCAUGUUAAAGAGGAUUAGCCCUGCCUGAGCCAUCUGUAGUCCCGGACUGAUAAGCCUAGUUACAUGACAGAUCAGUUCUCUAACAACAAACUCCCUGGCACAAACAAUCAGUGUGCCAGUCGCUAUUAAACCUCGGACACAACAGGUGUCCGCAGAACUCAUUAAGCUAAUAACUGUGUUUAUUUCUUAAUGUUUAGCUGGUAAUGAGUUAAUGAAAUAUACUAUCACUUUACAUUUAUUCAUUUAGCAGAAACCAAAAAAAAAAAAAGCUUCUUGCAACAAAGAAUCUUAACUGCACAUUCCAUCAGCUGACGUACGUCGUACGUGCAUGUGACGUAGUUACGUUAACACGGCCCAAUCACGCGUCCGUCUCCAAUGGCAACCAAGUGCACUUGUGUCGCCUAUCAAGGAUGGAUUCUUUAACGGAGAGUGAAAUAGCGCAGAUAGUGAGACACCAGAGAGAUGCUGGUGUGCAGAGGCUGAGCGGUCACUUCUCAUGGCCUGAGUUCUGCGAUGAACGUCGGUGCUGCCAUCAGGAGUUUGUGUAUGAUGUAGCUAUGUUUGCUGCGGCCCGUGGCUUCCCCUGGCUUAACGUGAUCCAGACAGCUGUGAUCGCCAAAGGCAUCUUCCCACAGCUGGACGUUCUCGAUGUUCCCAAACUCCUGUCCUUGCUGAGAGAUGCGCUGUCUGAGUGUUUGCCUAACCUUACCUCUGUCCACCGACACGAGUUCACCCGGUUCCUCAUACACACCUGCUUCUCCUGGGUGAGGCUUUUCCAGGCGGCAGUGGGUGGAGCUGCUAACACGUCCAUCGCUCAGCUACACUUGGAGGUGCAGUUGCCGCCCUACACCCUGUCCUCUAGCACAGGGCAUAGAGCUGCAUGAGUGGGAGCAUCGGCGCCAUCAAGCCGAGCUCACCUCGAUGUUGCGAAAGAAGGAGGAGAAGCUGCAGGGUCUCCGAGAAGGCUCGAGGGUCACUGUGGGGGAGGUCCAAGUUCCAGAGGAUAUGCGAGUGGACAAAGAGGGUGUUUUGGCAUUGGUUCGUGCAGCACUGAGGGCCACAGAAGAUCAGAUGCGGGCAAGCCUGAACCAAGAGGCCUCCCUUCUCUGUGACAUCGUGCAGCUCAAACUGCAGCAGGCAGCGUUGGCCACCGGAAGGCUCCACAAUCCUGUUAUUUCACACACAGGUCACAUCGGCUUACAUUCAGACACAGCAGCAAAGGCAAAGCUGAACAAAGCAAAAGGACUGAGGGAGUCUGGGAAUGCAGAGUGAGGACUGGACCUCUGUGAAUAAAGCUAAAUGGAGGACGACACUGAAAGUUAUUUAAUCUAAAAAGUUUAAACUCUCUUACUUGUGGAUGUGGAUGUUUUUAAUCAUAUUUGCCAA
Molecule: messenger RNA, 1485 nt
Organism: Cottoperca gobio
Lineage: Eukaryota; Metazoa; Chordata; Actinopteri; Perciformes; Bovichtidae
Gene: c2h8orf74
Product: chromosome 2 C8orf74 homolog
Exons: 5
Coding region: 510-983 (157 amino acids)
Source: RefSeq, a predicted model, not a curated record